Messenger RNA from Phragmites australis (common reed), 608 nucleotides. RefSeq names its product auxin-responsive protein SAUR71-like. The record is from RefSeq and is a predicted model, not a curated record. Lineage: Eukaryota; Viridiplantae; Streptophyta; Magnoliopsida; Poales; Poaceae. Gene Ontology annotation, biological process: response to auxin. Bases 65 to 367 code for a protein of 100 amino acids. The transcript has a single exon.
CAAGAACAAGAGGCGAUCGAAUCACUCGCGGCCCUCGUGCAGCGCCUUUAAGCAAUCGAACCAUAUGGUGAUGUGGAGGAAGAAGAGCAGCGGCGGCGAGUCUCCCAGCCGCGGGGCUGGAGUGCACGAGGACGAGAAGGUCCCGAGAGGGCACGUCCCGAUGGUCGCCGGUUGUGAAGGCGAAGGCGAGCGCGUUCUGGUGCCGGUGAGGCUGCUGAGCGACCCCAGCAUCGCGGAGCUGCUGGACAUGGCGGCUCAGUGGUACGGGUACGGCCAGCCGGGAGUGCUGCGGGUCCCCUGCGACGCGGAGCACUUCCGCCGGGUCGUCGACGGCGCCAUGCAGAGAUGCGGGAUCAGCUCGGCGUGAGAAGCUGGCCAAGCUGUGAGGAGACCACGGAGGACACGUCCCCCUGCCGGCGAGCUAGCUAGAUAUACAUGACCUUUAUUUGUACAGAUAGAUGCAUGAUUAGUUUGUUCUUUGGUAGAUCAAUUAAAUUCUUUGAUGAAUAUGAUUAUAUGAUGACAGCCAUAAAAAGUUUUGCUAGUAUUUGAAGGCUCACGCUGGGCACGAACGACAGACAGAUCCAACCAUUUAGCCAUGUUCUCUA